GGUGGCGACACGGACUCAGUCAACCAAGGGAGCAAGAACGUAUCGCUCGUUGUCUAACUCCGAUUUCGCCUCCAUAUACCACAAAAGAUGUCGGUCGGCAAGAUAAUUUUAAAAUCAACAACACGGAUGUCCCUGAACGACCGAUUCACGGUGCUGCGACAGGAGAAGCCAACGGGACAAGGACAGUCAGUAGCAGGACUAGAAGAGAGGCGGCAGCAGGCCCAAGCAUCAAGAAAAAACCAGCGUUUGGCAGCUCAGAUGGAACGCCGCCCAGCAGUUGUAGCAGCCUUGAAGCUGAAAAAGAAGAGUGUGGAGCAGCGCCUCAAUGGACAGAGACCCCUGUCUGUGAAACAAAGACUAGCCGUUAAAGGCCGUCUGAGCAUUCCUGAAGAAGGUGGGAACAUCCAGGUUAGGGGACGAGGUGGCCUUCGAGGUGCAAGAGGUGCAAGUUACAGAGGACUCAGAGGAGCUGGCUUCAGAGGUGGCAGAGGUGCUCUUGGUAUUAGAGGUUUGUGUUUAUUGGCACUGUUUUGGUUACUAGAUGGAAAAUUAAGUCUUGUUUUCAUAUAUGUAUUUGUAGGUAUUAUUCCCUUAUUAUGUAAACUCUUAGCAUUACCCCUGCCUCUAAAAGUGCACACAUAAUUAUACUGAGAAACA
Penaeus monodon (black tiger shrimp) is the source of this 657-nucleotide messenger RNA. RefSeq names its product chromatin target of PRMT1 protein-like. The transcript has 4 exons. Lineage: Eukaryota; Metazoa; Arthropoda; Malacostraca; Decapoda; Penaeidae. Bases 88 to 642 code for a protein of 184 amino acids. The record is from RefSeq and is a predicted model, not a curated record.